AUAUGGAGGAGGACAUGGAGAUUGACCGUAACGUCACUGGGAUUCUUGGAGAGGACAUCUUCCUCCGCUGUCAGUACCUGGGACAGAAUGACAUCACAGACGCCUCAUGGAAACGCCCAGACUACAGAAUGAAGCGAUCGAUGAAGAAAUUAACAGGCUACAAGAACAACAAGGCAUUCAGCAAAGACCCAGACUUCUCUGCCCCAGCCUCUCCCACCAAUCUGACUGUGAAGAUGAGGGUGUCUACUCUGGAGGCCCAGGGGGAGUACACAUGUGUGUUCGCCACCGAUGAUGAGGAGAUCACUAACAGCAUGCUUCUCACUGUCCUAGGUAAGCCUGACUGAAGAACAUGGCCCAAUUGGAAUACUCUUAAAAUGCAUCCUUCCUUCUUCCCUUCCUAUAAGUAAUCACUAAUCUGAGAUGACAAGAUUGGUGUAAGCAAGCUUUCCAUAGCAUUGCUUUGACCAAUUAUGUCAUGUCAGAUCAUUGAUUACUUCAAGGAAGUGAGGAAGGAAGGAUGCAGUUUAAGAGUAUUCGAAGGGGGCCUCUAAUGGGUGAUGGAAAAGUACCUAGAACCUAGAUGGUAGAGAGGAGCAACAAAAGAAAACAUGACCUCAUGAUGACAUUAGUGGGGUUGGAUAGAAUAUGUGACAUUAUCAUUGCUUGUUGUAUCUUUACCUUACUGUACCUUCAAGGUCAUAGCAAAGACAGAAUCAUACAAACAUCCAUUGCAUAAAUGUUUCUCUUACCAGCAUCAUCCCCGUCAUGUGUUUAAAUUUUUUUGUUUUGAAGCUCGACCUGAUAUCCACACAGUGGUGACAGAGGACACAGACAACGCUACCCACUACCAGUCAGUCACAUGCUCAGCUACCAAUGGUAAACCUGUGGCUCUGAUUCGCUGGGAGAUCAACGGCAGCCCUCCUACUGACGACUCCUCUGUGGGGAUGAGGAACACCAGUUAUACCAAUGGCACUGCCACUGUGACCAGCAUCCUCCGCUUCCCCACCCACCUACAGGACCAGGACAUGGUGACCUGUGUUGUCCAGCACCCAACCCUGCCUGACCCCACCACACAUGUCACAGUGAGAGUGGAGACCUUCGGUAAGCCUGCCAGCUCACGUACACAAGGACUGCAUCCUAAAUGGCACCCUAUUCCCUUUAUAGUGCACUACUUUUGACCAGGAAGGGUGAAAAGAUUUGGGAUGCAUCCUUGAUGUGUAUGUUUGUGUGUACAGUACUUGGCAUCUCUCACUUUCGUGGGCAAGGAUUUAGUUUGGGAAGAGGUUAAUUAAUGAUCUGUGAUGCUAAGAAUCAAUGUCUGAGAAUGAUCUGUAGAUAUUUGAUCAUACUGGGGCUGGCAUCACCCUGAGCUCACUGGCACAGAUGUUUCCAUUCCUUUCCCCCAGCCUGUUGUUCCACAUGGUCACCUCCCCACUCCCCACUCCCCACUCCCCACCAUGUACCAGGUCUUGUGUCUCUCGCCAAGGCUGUGUUUCCUGUACUAGUCAGCCCUCGCAAUCAGCUGUGGCACGACAGAGACAGAUCAUCAUCAUAUUCUCAUCACAUUUAGAUAUCCCUCCCUACCACAUUAGGAGACACGUUUUGAUAUACAGCCUGUAUCCAUAUGUCAAAGAUGUUCAUAUGACAGAAAUGUCCUCCCUUAUCCGUAUGUGGUAGUAUCAAAGUGUCUUUGAUAAUCGGCAAAAGAGUGAUGCUUUUCUAUAUCCGCAGUCAGUCUGUAUUGAGAUGUGUGAAAUAGUUUGCUUCCCAAAUGGCACCCUAUUCCCUAUUUAGUGCACUACUUUUAACCAGAGUCCUAUAGGAAAUAGGGUGACAUUUGGGAUGCAGACAUAGUCCUGUAGUUCCAGCCCCGCCAGCAGAUGGGGAAGACAUCUGUUCUCAGCUGUAGCCUGCUGAACAGAUGGAACAGGUGAGAAGAGUCAGCACUCUCCUCCUAAACCCAACCGUCAGCCCUGUUAUGCCCUGUGGUUAUCUUUCAUACAUCUAUCCUUUCACUUCAGCCUUCUCACAAAUCUAAACCACAGCCCUAGAGGCCCAGACAUUAGAUUUAGGACUCACUGUUGUUAAACUAAUGGAUCAUUCCCACCUGCUCAUUUAAAAUUAUUAUUUCUCUCUGCCUGCAGUGGCUCCCAAUGUGACCAUUGAGACAUACCUGGUUCUAGAGGAUGGGGAGGAGUUCUGGGUGGUCACCUGUGGUGCUGCCGGAGGGCGACCCCAAGCUGACAUCACCCUGGUGCUGCCCAAUAAGGAGACUAGUUCCAUUCUACAGAAGGAGGUUGUCAUGGAUGCAGCAGACACAUGGGUCAGGUCAUACCGCUUCCCAGCUGAGCUUCAUGAAGGGGAGAACAUCACCUGCCUGUUUGACCACCCCAAGUUCCCACACAGAGAGCUACGGACCGUCACUUUGCCGGCAUUCUGUGAGUACUUCACAAGUUAUAACUGAGGAUUUGGAGCCAAAAGUAUGGUCUUAUGAAACAACUUUUCAUUUACUCUACUUAAUAACAGAGUCUAUGUUGGAUCUUGUGUUUUCACUUCCUAUUGUGUAGAUCUGUCUGCUGUUCGGCUGCUGAACCCAGGGUUGGCAGACAGCAGCAACGAGAGCCAGGCUGUAGAGUCAGUGGUGCUGGAGGAAGGACAGAGCAACACCACCAUCAGGCUAAAGGUUGUUGGGGAUGUACCACGUUACAGUAUUGUAUGCACCAAGUAAGAAUACCUGUAUUACUAUCAUAAUACAGACAAGAUGUCUGUUGAUCUCUCUUGAUUGUUAACUUCUGUUAAUCUCAGAUAAAGGACAACAUCACCAUGAAGAAACUGCUGUUAUAAUCCUAUCACUCAGGGAACAGUUACAAAAAACUAAGUUUGCUAUCACGUUUUGCUUUAUAGCAAUUUCAUUCAUUUAUGCUAUUGUUACUAUACUACUAUUUUUAUCACUAACGCAGGGGUGAACAUCACCUACACAUUGUGUUAGGCAGCUGUGGUGAGAGGUUUGGUUGAAAACCACAGGCGACAGACAGGCACUAGACACACAUCCUGCAGAUUUUUUAAGAAACAUUCAGCUGCAGAUUAUGCGCAUUGAAGCCACGUGGUCUGCGAACAUCAAAGCGCAUGCGUCUCAAAUGGUAUGUGCACGUGCAACCUGUAAUUUAGAUGUUUGUUGGUGUCGUCGGCGCACUAGAUCUGGUCAUUAUGUUAACCACUUGCUUGUACACACUAGCUAGCUAGCUAGUAAAUACACACUAGCUAGUACUUCUAAUUCUAAAUGUAAUUUCACCACCUGUGCUGUUGGUGUAGGUAACGCACCAUCCUCCCUGGCACCAUUCGACAUCCUGUCUGAGCUUGUAUGUCUCACAGCGUCUGUGGCGUGAGAAGACACGUUGGUGACAUUAUCCCUGGAUCUAACUAUGUGAGAACCAAACCUCUUAGAGCUGCUGCUCUUCUGCCUUUGGAGAGUGGCUAACUGUAACUGUGUCUUGGCUUGUGCUGUCUCCUAGAGAACAGCAGUCUCUCCCUGAGGGUGUGGCGGUGAUUGGCAGUGCUCUAACCCUGCAGGGUCCUGUGGAGCUCUACCAUGCAGGGAUGUAUGAGUGUGAGGCCUCCUACUACAGCCACAGGGCAUCUGUACAGCUGGACAUUACCGUUAACCCACAAGUCAAGCAGCCUGGUAUGAGCAGCGCCUUGUCUACGUAUCAUAGAGUGCAUCCCAAAUGGUUCCCUAUUCUUGAUAUAGUGUCUAUGGGUCCUGGUAAAAUGUUUGGGAUGUAGACUACAAAUCAUCUUCAUAAUUUGACAACUGGUAGCUAUACCUGGCAUUCUGCAAUUUGUAGCGAGCCAGGGUAUGUUAAUACAAGUGACUUCUAUAAUAAAUAUUGUUAGUAUAAAUCAGAAUGUUUAUUUUCCUGCAAACUGUAAAAGGUAAGUGAUUAGCAUGUUUACAGCCUUCUCUCCUCCUCUCUGUGUGCUAGUGACUGUUCCUCCCAGCAUAAGGAUUGAUGUCCAGGACAGACUGGGUGACAGGUUAAUUGAGUGCCUGGCUGCAGUCCCUGUUGCCAAUGUGUCCUGGGUUCUACCUGAGGGUGAGUCUGGGCCCUCCUGGUCCAAUCUCACAUCCCAUAAUGGAACCCACUUCUCUGUCAGCAGUGUGUUAGUCCUGCCUACCUGCUCAGCCCAGGAGCUCAAUAUGGAGUGUGUGAUAGAUCAUUCUGUGUUUGUGUUGCCAGAGAGAAGACGGAUAACACUGUUGUAUGUUCAAAAAAUCAUCAAACACCAUAAAUUAAAGCUCUAGUGUUAAAUAAAAUAUUUUCACUAAGAACAUAUAUCCUAUAUCUCUGUUAUUUUAUUUACAUUGGUAACAUGUAUGCUAUAUCGCUGUUCUAUCUACAUGCAGCUCCUCCUAACAUCACCAUCCAGUCCAGCUCUGAGUGGGAGAAAGAUGUAGCACACACACUGGUGCAGUGCACUGUGGACAGUGUUGGACCUGCUGCCACCAUCUCCUGGAGUCUUGGAGACAGGGACAGUGACAGUAGUACCAGUCAGCUCAUGGAGGUGCAGGAGCAGGUAAAGGGAAAGAACAAAUGAAAGGGUGCUUGGAACCAAAAAUAGAUACAGCAAAAAUGAAAAAAAGGCCAGCAAUCAUUUGGAUAUAAUUGCACACUCUGACAUAUGUUUUGGCUUGCAGGUGCAGGGGCAGCCUGAGCUCCAUGCCAAUGGCUCUGUGACGGUCCGUAGUGUGUUGAGGCUCCCCACUUCAAUGUUCUCUGGUCAGAAUGUCACCUGUGUGGCGGAUCACCUGGGUCUUGAGAUUCCAGAGAGAAGAGGGAUACUGCUACGUGUACUGGGUAAGUUACUUUAUGACUUGUAGCUAUCAUGUAUCUCCACAAUACAUUAUGUGCGUCCCCAAUGACAACGUAUUCCCCCUAUAGGCCCUGUUCAAAAGUAAUUCACUAUAAAGGGAAUAGGGUGUCAUUUAGGGAUGUAUCCAUUGUAUCCAACCCCCACACACUGUCCCUCCCUCCCUCCCUCCCUCCCCUCAGAUUCCCCUGUGAUGCGUGUUUUUGUUGCGAGGCAGAGGGGAUCUCCUCUGUGGCUGGCUGUGUGUGAGUACAGAGGGGACGGGCUCGGAGCACACCUCACCUGGGUUCUACCUGACAACACCACAGGCCACAUCUCCUUCCGCUCUUGGUAUGAAGGCGUGAGAGUGCUAACCAAUCUCACCUAUGAGUUCCCACUGGCCCUCCACGAGGGACAGGACCUGACCUGCCUCAUUCAAAAUCACCAUGGACUUAAGGAGCGGAGGACAGUCCAUGUCCCCAGAUACUGUAAGUGUAAUAGGGAAUAAAUAGAAACAGCAAUGAUUCUCUUUUUUUCUAUAAAGCACCCAGCACCACAAAAGAUCGUACUUGUUAUACUACACAUACAUUCUAAAUGUACACUCUUAGAAAAAAGGGUUCCAAAAGGGUUAUUCUGCUGUCCCCAUAGGAGAAGCCUUUUUGGUUCCAGGUAGAACUCUUUUUGGUUUCUUUGUGGAAAGGGUUGUUCAUGGAACGCAAAAGGGUUUUUACCUGGAACCAAAAGGGUUCUACCUGGAACCAAUAAGGGUUCUCCUAUAGGGGCAGCCGAAGAACCCUUUUAGGUUCUAGAUGGCACCUUUACUUCUAAGAGUGUACUGACAAUUCUGUCAUGACAUUCAUAGACAUACAGUAUUUGCCAGACAUGCCAAGCUCCAACAUCCCAUUCAACAGUUAACUACAACUACCUGUCUAUUGACUGUAUGUAUUUAGGGAGUGGUUUGUUUUUUGCCUCCUGUUGACCACUUUCCCUUCCCCUUCUUAGACAUCUCAUCUGUCAGAGUGCUGAACCAAACCACUCCCCUGUACAAACCUUAUGGAGAUGAGGUUGUCAUACACCGAAUGUCCCUAAAGGAGAAUUUCCACAACCAGAGGAUCCUGCUUAAGGUCAAUGGCAAUGUACCAACUUACAGCCUUACCUGUCACAGGUAAUACUCUUUGCUAGACUCUCUUUUACUACUGUAUUCCUUCCCUUCAGCUUCUGAACUGUGGAGGCUAAUUGAAACAGCUACAGUAGGAUGGAAGACAGAGUAGGGCAGGGCCCUGUCUGUGGUAAUAUUACCACCACACAGGGACGGUAAUUUGUACAAACAUUGUUCUUGUCCAGAUGGAAGUUCUGAUUUGUAUUGUUUUAUGAGAGCUUUUAACUAGACAAUCAAAUAAGUGCAGUGUCGUAAAGCUGCCAUUAUGCCUUAAGAUACUAUCAGGACUUCUGUGCUGUGGAGCCCGGAGAAGGUUGUCCUGACUGGCAGGCCAUGCGGUCGGUGGCACUAAAGAACCCUUUUAUCAGGGACAAUGAGUGACUCAUAAAGCAGGUCCUGACACUCUCCUGUCCUCCCAUACACAGGCUCACAUAAAUUGUGUUAGGAGUUAUUCUGUCAAGCUAUUCUGUGUAAAGCUGUGUUCGUAUCUGCAAAGGUGGAUGAUACAGUUACUUAGUUAUACACUUAAGUAGAUAUACGAAAUACGUCUCAUUAUAUUUUUAACACUUAAUGUCAACUAUAGCAGUGGUUUUGUUUUCCACACCUUUUGGAAAGCAGUUUCCCCCCUCAUUUGCUUAUCUUAUUCUCUCUUCAUGAUUGUCUUCGUUGCCACUUAGCUGAUAAACAGAUCAGACAAACGUGUAUACUCUGUAAUGACCUUCUGUUUCCUGCUGCGUGUUGAAGAAAUGACGGCUCAUUGGUCCAGAUGGAUGGCGAGGCUCUGUUGUUCCAAUCAGAGGUCACAGAGCGGGAGGCGGGCCUCUACACCUGCCACGCCUCUUUCUACCACCAUCAGGCCUCAGUCCUCAUUCAAGUGGAGGUCACCAGUGAAAAUCAACAGCUCAGUGAGUGUACACCAGUGGCAGUCAGUGUCGUUUAAGAUGAGGGAGGAUUAUUUUUUUGUCAUGAGCAUGGCCUUAUUUCUAUUACAGCAUAUUGGAUGACUCUCAUUCAUAUUCCAUUCACCCAGUUCAAUGUAACAUCGAUAGGUUUAGGCUACUACAUGAUACUCAAAUGUUCCCUAUACCCAUCAUGAGGUUGCUACAACCUAGCCUAUGAAUUAAAGUUUAAACAUAGGUGCACACAGGUCGAGAGACAAAUUUGAGGUGACAGUGACAUUCAAUACCGCCUUGAACACUCUUGCCUGCAUCUAGCUGAUAUAGGGUGUAAUCAUUAGUCCAACAGUUGCAAACGAGAGUUUCAGGUAUGUUUAUCCCCGUUUUGUUCCGUUUCCUUCCGUUUAAAAAACGUUUUUCAACAGAAUCGACGUAAUGAAUACGCCUCUGAUCACUUGUAAACAGAGUUCACUCUCAUAAAUGCCACGCUGUAUUCCUUCUCUUCCCUUCACUUGUGGACUUCAAUGCACAACACAUCAGCUGUGUAACCAUGCAAAAAAACUUUCCAAGCCAAACCGCUACACACAGCCUACAACGUUGUCACCAUAUUAGCUAAAGUAACGUCAUAGUCAGCAUAGCUAAUAGAACUAACGAGUUAGUAAACCCGCUACAAUCAUGCAGUAACGUUCGUGUACAGUCAGUAAGCAGUUACACAACGGCGGGCCUCGUGGCAAUAAAUUAGUAAUACCAAAAGCUUACCUUGACUUGGAAGUUCCAGUGUUGUGUUGGAAAGUCAUAGCCAGCUAGCUAACAUAGCAUCCCUCGGUUUGAGCAGGGUGUUUCAGUAGGCUAAACUAGCUAGCUGCAUUUGCUAGCUAAGUAGGUGAAACUGAAAGUUAAAAAAAAAAUGACUCUCUCUAUUUCUCUCUUGCUUCUCCUUCAUUUUGGAAGAACUUAAUUUGUUCAAAACUGUUAAACUAUUGUCUUUCUCUCUCUUUGAGUCAACUACUCACCACAUUUUAUACACUGCAGUGCUAGCUAGCUGUAGCUUAUGCUGUCAGUACUAGAUUAAUUAUCUGAUCCUUUGAUUGGGUGGACAACAUGUCAGUUCAUGCUGCAAGAGCUCUGAUAGGCUGGAGGACAUCCUCUGGAAGUUGUCAUAAUUACUGUGUAAGUCUAUGGAAGGGGGUGAGAACCAUGAGCCUCCUAGGUUUUGUAUUGAAGUCAAUGUACCCAGAGGAGGACGGAAGCUAGCUGUCCUCCGGCUACACCAUGGUGCUACCCUACAGAGUGCUGUUGAGGCUACUGUAGACCUUCUUUGCAAAAUAGUAUGUUUUAAUCAGUUAUUUGGUGAAGUGAUUAUAUUUAGUAUAGUUUUAUCUAAAAAUGCUAACUUUUUAAAUGUUUAAAAUAUAUAUUUUUAUGAAAUUCACUGAGGAGGAUGGUCCUCCCCUUCCUCCUCUGAGGAGCCUCCACUGGUGUACACUCACCUUAUCAUGCAUCAGUGAUACAACAAUAUGUAAGAUAUGUCAAUGCUUUCUGGUGAACAUCCCAAAAUGGUUGGCAUAUUAUAAUUUGUAUUUACUUCCAUUUUGUGUUACCUGAUGUCUUUCUCCUGUGUGUUUGUGCAGUUAUGGUCUUCAUCGUCUGCUUCUCCUCGGCUGCAGCCAUCACGAUCCUCCUCAUCGUCACUCUGUGUGUUUUCUGGUGAGUCGAUCAGAGCAAAGGCCUCCUCCUGCAGUUGACAGACAGACAGACAAACAGCAUCUCAACAGGUGACAUGUUUACAGGUAGGCUGCCGGCAACCAGCAGGUUGGCAGGUGACAAACAGGAAACCAGGUCUGUGUAUCUGAUGGUGACUACAGUUUAGCAUGACCAAAGUAGCACAGAGCUAUUCAAAAAACAGGAUGCUCUGUGGCUGCAGCAGACAGUUACGUCUGCCACCACAGCUCUGCCAGACAACUCACACGGUCUGAUUCUCUCUGUCUCUGUGGUAAAGACAGAUUUAUUUUCCAUCUAAUGUUAUCAUAGGGCAACUAUAGAGCUAUACUGAGUGACUACUCAGAAAGUAAGGUAAGCUAUUCAAAAACUUCACAGCUGGAGAAUUCAUAUUGUAAUUCAAUUCCAGUCGCAAUGCUUGGAAUGAGAAAAAAGCAUAAAGCAGUUGUCUCUUUUUGCUGUCAUUGGAUCUGAUCAGAUAAUCAGCCAGGUGUCUCACUACCAUAGUGUUUGGAUACACUUUGGGAUCCCAAAUGUCUCUAAAAGCAUCUGAUCCACAAAUCCACUAAUGUUCCAUGAAAACUCUCCCACAGGGCUCUGGUCAUAAGUAGUGCACUGUGUAGGGAAUAGGGUGCCAUUUGGGACGCACACUAACUUCCUCUUUGUCAUGACUCAUGUGAGAAGGGGUGGUAAAUAUAUAGACACAGACACACUGACACACUUCAGUGUUAGUUCAGAGGCUGAAUCAUUGUGUCUUUGGUCAGUACAUUUGGUCAAGGUGCCAUUGGUGCGAUGAGCAUCACUGUCCCAUUAUCCCUGGUUCCUGUGGGAAGGUCCCAUCAGGCUAAUUUCGAAAGGUCAGUCAGUCGGACAGCAUACACAGAGAAAACAUGACUCCCCAGGAGAAUAGCUAUUCCGGGAUAUGCGUCACCCCCGGUCGCCAGCACUAGGAACACUUUCUGAAAAGAGCAGGUCUUCAUUGGCCUGGUUGGUGUCAUGGGGAUCAUGAGGGAUGAGGAGAGCUACUGCUUCUGACAUCAGAGAGAUCAAUGAUGAUGUCUGGGGUCACCAUCAUUCUGCUUAUAUAUUCCCGUCGCAUAAUGCAGUCAUAGUUCACACACUCAGUGGCUCAUUGGAAGUCUGUUCACUCAUACAACAGCGCAUCCAAGGGGUGCAGUUUGGCCAUGCAGGUAAGUUUGGCCAUGCAACUUUCUUAGGGUGCGUUCGUAAAUUCACUCUGGCUAUCUACUCCGAUUUCAGAGCACUCUCGUCUGAGUGUGGCAGAUCGCAGUAAAACAGACUAAUUUACGAAUGCUCAACACUCAUUGAAUAUGGCCGUUGUCGCAAAAAAGUAUAAUUAAAUUGUUGCCAGCAGCAGUUACAGUCACCAUUGCUCUGGAUAACAUAAACACAGCCUAACCAGCUCUGCUAGGGCGAAUAAAAUGGUCAGAGUGAGGUGUUCUCUCAUUUGUGUCUGGAAGUAGCUAGCAAGCUAGCCAACCUUAGCCUGUUAGCUUGGGUACUUGACUGCUGUUGGGAGGCCAGAACGCUCGGAUCAACCCUACUCCUCGGUCAGAGCGUCCAGUGUGUGCCAAUCUGACAACGCUCUGAAUUUACGAACGCCCAGAGGGCACUCUGGCACUCCAGAUUGCAUUUACAAACGCACCCUUAGUGAGGAUGAUACCCAACUGUAUAAAAACAACAGAAGAAUUAGACAAUAUUUGAAAUGCUGUCUGUCACUGUAACUCAAAUGACAAUUAAUUGUUCAUUUGUUUUGCAGCAAAAUAAAUGGAGACCGCCCAGCACCUAAGGUCAGUCUUUCUUAGAUUUUUUUUCUAACUUUGAGCUAUCAAAAAAACAGUAUGCAUGCUUUGAAUUAUUGAGAAUGGUCCUCUUGCCUUCAUUCAUCUAUUCCUUUAGUUUCUAUCUAGGUCUUUAUUCAACAUGCUUUGUCCCCCUGUCUCCUAUCUUCACUGAUCUGUCUCUGAACUCCUGUAAGCAGCGGGAGUCGCUGGCAGCCCUGACCUCUCUGACCCAGGACCUGUGCUCUCCAGAGCUGAGGAAGGGGAAGGCAGCAGUGACAGUACCAGGAGGAGGAGGAGGCCAGGAGUACAACCAGCUGCUCAGCUACUCUAUUGUCAUUGAUGCCAGAUCCACUGUGUAAACAACAGGUUGCAUCCCCUACUGGCACCCUAUUCCCUAUAUAGAGCACUUCUUGUGUAUAGGGAAUAGGGUUCCAUUUGAGACUGAUUUAUUUUAUUUGGUAGGUUAGAAAAAACAUACUCACAGUACAUGCAUUUAAAAAACUUGACAGGGAUAUCACAAAAGUCAGAGACUUAUUUCCAUUGUGGUCCCUAAUUCCAUGGAGUCGUAAGUUUACAUACACCUUAGCCAAAUACAUUUAAACUCAGUUUUUCACAAUUCCUGACAUUUAAUCCUAGUAAAAAUUCUGUUUUAGGUCAGUUAGGAUCACCAAUUUAUUUUAAGAAUGUGAAAUGUCAGAAUAAUAGUAGAGAGAAUUAUUAUCAUUACAUUCCCAGUGGGUCAGAAGUUUACAUACACUCAAUUAGUAUUUGGUAGCAUUGCCUUUAAAUUGUUUAACUUGGGUCAAAUGUUUCCGGUAGCCUUCCACAAGCUUCCCACAAUAAGUUGGGUGAAUUUUGGCCCAUUCCUCCUGACAGAGAUGGUGUAACUGAAUCAGGUUUGUAGGCCUCCUUGCUCGCACACGCUUUUUCAGUUCUGCCCACACAUUUUCUAUAGGAUUGAGGUCAGGGCUUUGUGAUGGCCACUCCAAUACCUUGACUUUGUUGUCCUUAAGCCAUUUUGUCACAACUUUGGAAGUAUGCUUGGGGUCAUUGUCCAUUUGGAAGACCCAAUUGCGACCAAGCUUUAACUUCCUGACUGAUGUCUUGAGAUGUUGCUUCAAUAUAUCCACAUAAUUUUCCUUCCUCAUGAUGCCAUCUAUUUUGUGAAAUGCACCAGUCCCUCCUGCAGCAAAGCACCCCCACAGCAUAAUGCUGCCACCCCCGUGCUUCAUGGUUGGGAUGAUGUUCUUCGGCUUGCAAGUUACCCCCUUCUCCCUCCAAACAUUACAUUUUUAAAUUUUUGUCAUUUAGCAGACGCUCUUAUCCAGAGCGACUUACAGUUAAGUGAGUGCAUACAUUUUCAUACUGGCCCCCCGUGGGAAUCGAACCCACAACCCUGGCGUUGCAAACGCCAUGCUCUAUCAACUGAGCUACAUCCCUGCCGGCCAUUCCCUCCCCUACCCUGGACGACGCUGGCUAAUUGUGCGCCGCCCAAUGGGUCUCCGGUCGCGGCCAGCUACGACAGAUGGUCAUUAUGGCCGAACAGUUCUAUUUUUGUUUAAUCAGGACAAUUCUCCAAAAAGUACGAUCUUUGUCCCCAUGUGCAGUUGCAAACCCUAGUCUGGCUUUUUUAUGGCGGUUUUGGAGCAGUGGUUUCUUCCUUGCUGAGCGGCCGUUCAGGUUAUGUCGAUAUAGGACUCGUUUUACUGUGGAUAUAGAUAAUUAUGUACCUGUUUCCUCCAGCAUCUUCACAAGGUCCUUUGCUGUUGUUCUUGGAUUGAUUUGCACUUUUCGCACCAAAGUAUGUUAAUCUCUAGGAGACAGAACGCGUCUCCUUCCUGAGCGGUAUGACGGCUGCGUGGUCCCAGGGUGUUUAUACUUGCGUACUAUUGUUUUUACAGAUGAACAUGGUACCUUCAGCCGUUUGGAAAUUGCUCCCAAGGAUGAACCAGACUUGUGGAGGUCUACCAUUUUUUUCUGAGGUCUUGGCUGAUUUCUUUAGAUUUUCCCAUGAUGUCAAGCAAAGAGGCGCUGAGUUUGAAGGUAGGCCUUGAAAUCCACAGGUACACCUCCAAUUGACUCAAAUGAUGUCAAUUAGACUAUCAGAAGCUUCUAAAGCCAUGACAUCAUUUUCUGGAAUUUUGCAAGCUGUUUAAAGGCACAGUCAACUUAGUGUAUGUAAACUUCUGACCCACUGGAAUUGUGAUACGGUGAAUUAUAAGUGAAAUAAUCUGUCUGUAAACAAUUGUUGGAAAAAUUACUUGUGUCAUGCACAAAGUAGAUGUCCUAACCAACUUGCCAAAACUAUAGUUUGUUAACAAGAAAUUUGUGGAGUGGUUGAAAAACGAGUUUCAAUGACUCCAUCCUAAGUGUAUGUAUACUUCCGACUUAAAAUGUAGAUACAGAUACAUUACGUAGAUACAGACUCAUUACAUAGAUACAGACAUUUUUUUCCUUCUAUUUCUCGAUCAUUAGCAAGCUUUUGACUUUAGACGCAACCACAGGCAUAUAUGUCAGAGACCACUCAGAUGGGUCUGGUGACCCAGCUACAGUAUCUUGUGCAUCACUCUUAGGGGAUUCAUGAUGCAGCUUCUCCUAAUGCCAGGUCAUUAAAAUGCAUUAUUUUGUGAAUUUUUCAUGAUUUUUAGUUUUGUUUAUUGGUGUAUUUUUUUGUAUUUCAUGCAUUGGUGUUUUCAAUAAUUGUAAUGUGUUGUUAAGAAAUGUAUUGUAUAACUGCUAGAAAUUAUGUUGAUCGUAGCUUCUGUUUGUUUUACUGUUUUGUCUUAUGCUAAACUUUGAAAGGUUAUUCAUUUUGGUUAUCUAAUGUUGUAAGAUCCGGAGCAUUAUCAUUAAAGUUACUGUAAAUGUGUAUCUUGUUGUUAAACCUGCCUUGUUUGACAGGUUUAAGAGUAAAUUAACUGACACACAUAAGUGUGCACACAUACACACACACAGAGACACACACAGUCUUGUAGAACUAACCUUGUGGGGCCACACAAUUAAGUCCCAUUCAAAAUCCUAUUUUCCUUAACCCCUAACCCUAAACCUAACCUUAAUCCUAACUUCAACCCCAAAACCUAACCUAACCUUAACCCUAAAACUAACCCUAGCUCCUAACCCUAAACCUAAUUCUAACACUAAUUCUAGCCUUAACCCUAAAACCCCUAGAAAUAGCAUUUGACCUUGUGGGGACUAACAAAAUGUCCCCAGUUGGUCAACUUUUUGUUUGUUUACUAUUGUUGAGUAGACUUCUGGUCCCCACAAGUAAAGUUAAACACGUCCAGACACACACACACACACACACACACAGACACAGUUAGAAUGAAGUUCUUCGCACUAACCCUGAGGGUGUCCGGGAAAUAAGACACUCCUAAUAGAGCUCAUCUCAUCACUUGCAGAAGAGCAGUAAUAUUUAUUCUCACCUUAGAGAAUAAAGUAAAUCAGGUUGGAUCAGGAUUUGCAUAAUUUCAAUACAGACUGCACCUUGCUGUAAUGAGUUUAAUAUAAAUGUGUGAUGUGGCAAUUUUCUUUAUACCGAUGCUAGUAAGAAAUGAGUGUCUUGUUUACCAAUACUGGGGCAAUUAACUAAAUGUUAUACUACUCUGGUUGUGAAUAAUGCCUUUUAAAUCCUGGUAUAGGGUUAGUCCAUGUUAAAUUGUAUAAAUUAAAGUUAACUAAAAUGUAUACGUCCAUUCCUUAUUAUAGUGACUGCCAGGUUAUGAAUGUUAUAGAAAACAGUGUGCCCUUUUUGUCCUGUGAGUUCAACAUCAGUUAUCACUUGCACAAUUACCAAAUCCUGUGCAUAGUUGCAUAAACUUGGAUUAUGAAAGCGUCACAAAUAGUUCUGACUCUCUCUCUCCCUACCCCAAACUAAGACGUGGACCUUGACAUCUUAUUUUGAGCAUUUAUUCCUGCAUUGACAAAAACAACAUUUCACACUACUGGUAGUUUCUCCAAUUACUUAUUUAGCAUCUUCUAGCGCCCUCUUGUGGAACAUACGAGAUCCCACAACAUGGGCCAUAGAAAUUGACGUAGCGUCCCAUGUAACAAUGGGAACGAGACCUUGCUAAUAUUUUGCCGUGGACCAACUUCACGAUAUGAGAAAGUUUGAAAAGUUAGAUAGCUAAGUUAGAUAGCUAAUAAAGCUAGUUAGCCCCUUUCCCAUAUAAAUGUACAGUUCUAUAUUCAUGCAAGCAGCCAGCUACCCAGCUAACAAAAUUACGUUCCAGGACGUGACCACAAAGUUAUUUUAGUCCCCACAUAAGUCAUAAUAACGUUAUUGUGAAACUUACAGACGAUGUUCCAAAAUGUAUUUAUAUCAUUCCGAUUGUAACGUCGUAUGAAGAGAAACUAUAGCUCUAAAUGUAGCGUUAUGAAAUGUUCCUGGGAUAUCUCCAAAAUAACAUGAUAUUCAGAAACUUUCAUGGACUACCAAGUAACGUUUUUAAUGUUCCCAUGAUGUCUGUAUAGCGACGUGAUCUUUAUAACCUCUAUAAUACUUAUUAGAAACGUUAUGAAAGUGCCUAUAAUGUCCCAAACGGGCAAUGACAUUCAGUACCUCUGGAAGACUUAAGGGGAAUGUUACAAAUGUUCAGUUACGUUCCUUGUUAGCUGGGUACCGAGCUCGCUUCUUUCCAACUUUUUCCCCCAAUAAGAUCAACUUUUACACGCAGUGAUUUCUUUUGCAUUCUAGCCAUAAUUGCUAAAUGUAACGUUAACUAACUAACAGUUAGGUAGCAAAGCUGUCAGAGGUAUUUCCUGUUUUUGUUGCUUCUCUAAUAUCUUCUCUUGCCUAAAAAAAAUUCAGCUGUCAAAGAUAAUGGAGGCCACAACAAAGUUUCUAGCCAUAACUAUAUUUCUUCUGCUUCUGUCAAUGUCUUCUUUAUCUGCAAAAUCUGACAUCCCUUUAAAUGAGAGGUUGUGCUCUUUGCCUCAUUUAUUGCAGGGAAUAUGAAGAUGAUCUCAGCAAAUAAUGGCUAAAGCUUGCAGUUUUGUGGCAGAACUAAUGAUACAAAACAACCUGCAAUUAUGCCUGCUCCAAAAAGAGAUAGUCAACACAGGACCCGUGCAAGAAGCACAGCAAGGCCAAGGGAUGGUUCCUGGAUCACGGAGGGAGGAAAAAGGACCCUAUCCCAGCAGCCAAUGUGGCCUCUGUAGUCUCACUACCACCAGUGGAGUCUCAGGAGCACCAUGCCUUCUCACCAGCCUUCAUGUAUGAGCCCCAGCCAGGUCGAGCCCUCAGCACUGGAAACCUCUCCCCUGCUCCCACUCCUCUGUCCAUGGUGGAGCUCCCUCGCCUCGUGGCAGAGGGGGGUCUGGAGCUGGCCAUGGAGGAGUCACUGUGGAUGGAGGGACCUCGUCUGAUUGCUUCAGCGCUGGGGACUGAUAUCCCUGUCAAAGCUACUCAGGUGUCAUUCGAGGAAUCUGCACUGGACAGGUAGGUUAAGCAGUGAGCAUGUGUGUUUGCUGCUUCAUUUCACUCUUGUGUUCAAAUGUGACAUUGGUCUUUCCAAAAAAUUCAGGUAGAACACUUAGUAUUGUGGUGUCCGUUGUUGGUUCAGCUUUACAGAUCAUGGAGACGUGUUCCGGGUAAAGACGGCUGAUCAAGACAAAGAGACAGAAGCAGGAAAAGAUGUCAAGCACAGAGAGAAUCUUUGCAAAGAAAAUACAUCUGGGAAAGCUUCAGUUUUUCCACUUGCAAGCUGUGAACAAUGGCCCUUUCAGGUAGUGAACACCAUAAUGUUAUUACUUUUUUUUUUUUUUACAAUAAUAAUGGAAUAACAGUGGAUUUGCCAUUCUUCUGUAGCAUUCACACUAUUUUGCAGAUACAUUUUGCUCAUUGUAUGCAUUUUCUUUUUUUUGUAGACCGUCCAAUAGAGCAGGCACUGAGCAUGUCAUCUUCUCCCUCACCUCUGUGCUGCAUGUGCAGGAUGGAUGCAGUUUUGGGCUCCUUUCUCUGGCAGAGUGGCAUCAGGAGGCCGUACUGUGGAGAGCAUUGCAGGAUAUCCCAUUUUUCAGGGACUAUUUACUUUGUAAGGCAUUCAUCAGGUAGGCUAAGAUUGCAUCCCAAUUGGCAACCUAUUCCCUACACAGUGCAUUACUUUUGACCAGGGCUCAUAGGGGACAGACUUUGGAACACAUCCUAACUGUCCAUAUUUAUUGCAUCAUGUCACUUUUUUGGCGUGUUGCAAUUCUCUCUCUUGACUUAAAUUAUUUUAUUUGUCAACUUUAUGUUGCUGUUGUGUGUCGCAGGUGGCACAGAAGUGUGUGUAAGAUCACACUGCAGAGGAAGUGUGAAGUACUGCAGGUCCUGCUACUCAUGGCUGUACCCCUCUCUUUCAAUUCUCCAGGUAUUCUGCAUCACAUUAUGGUUGCAUCCCAAAUGACAUCCUACUCCCUAUGUUGUGCACUACUUUUGACCAGGGCCCAUAGGGGACACCCAUAGGGCUCUGGUCAAAAUAAGUGCACUAUAUAGGAAAUAGGGUGCCAUCUGGCAUGCAGACAAUAGAUUUGUACAUCAACAUUACAGUCACAUGUACAUGAGUCCUUAUUGUUCAUUUUGUUCCAUGAUUAACAUUGGAAUGUUUUUUAUUAGUGUUUUUUCAUUUAUGUGGAAAUGCACACAAUGUAAAAAACUAAAUGUUGCUGUUUUCAGUCUGAUUGAAGAACCACAGUCCACACAGCCAAGAGCUUGGCCUGUUGGCCUCCAUCCCUCUCUCUAAUGUGUAUUUGUGUGUGUUUGCUGGUAAUUGUAUUAAUAUUUUUGAUUCCAUGAUUCUCGACAGAGAGCAGCCACAGCAGGGGAGUCUGUUCCAAGUAGAGCUGAUAUUUGGAGCAGACGGUCAGCCGACCCUGUUCCCACCCAUGCACUUGUUCCAGGAGGUGCUGCGAGGGGCACUGCUGUCAGUGGCAGACUCUGCCCUUCGGGUGAGAUCAUGUAAUUAACCACACACUGAAGGAUGGGCUCUGGUCAAAAGUGGUGCACUAAAUAGGGAAUAGGGUGCCAUUUGGGAUGCAGUCAUUCGUUUAGGUCAAGGUUGUGAUUAACUCAUCACAGAAUUCCCAGUUGCGUGUCCCAGCAAGUCUUACAUACUAAUGUGGUUUUGCUCUUGUAGGUAUUUGGCACUCUCUUGAUGCCAAGGACAGUGUGUAUGCAGCACCUCCCUCACCAGUGCUGCUCAGAAGCUAAGCCCUGACCUGAACCUGGCCUGUACCAGUGGAACUAAUUGUAUCACAGGUAAUGCUGGACAGGACAGGAGAUUAGCUAUCUUCCCAGUUGUACCACAGUCCAUCUUUUGAUAGAAUAUGUUGUUCAUCCCAUAACUGGGCUUGUCAAGGAAAAAUGUCUAAUUAAUGGUAAACAGGAGUUAAAGCACUGGGGAAAAAACAGGCAGAGAUAUACAUUUUCUUACGCUGAUCGCCUGUGUUUGUAUGUGCAUGGUUCUCAGCUUUUGGGGAGAAUGACAGUGAGCCGACUGGUGUCAGCAGCUUCUCCUCCAAGCGGGAGCCUCAUUGUGUUCUAUCAGCUCCCAGGCUGGUGCUGCCCAAGCUGACCCCUCUGAUGGUCCAGGGACAGAGGCUGAGAGGGCAGUAC
Molecule: messenger RNA, 18021 nt
Organism: Coregonus sp. 'balchen'
Lineage: Eukaryota; Metazoa; Chordata; Actinopteri; Salmoniformes; Salmonidae
Source: the annotation of a GenBank genome assembly